AUGGCAGACACACUGAGGAGGCUGGUGAACACCUCAUCCUACAGCGCUCUGCAGGACAAGCUGGAGUCCUGGUACAAGGACUACCAUGUGAUCUCCUGUGACCAGAACCUGAACCGCUGCUGUGAGCUGGUGGAGCUCACCUCUAAGAUCCAGGGCCAGCUAUUCACCAUCCUCAGCCUCACUGCCAGAGAGGGCGGUCCCUACGCAGGAGUCGAUACCCUCAAGUCUCGCCUUCUUCCCUGGCUGGGCAACUGCUUUACCAUGGCAACCUCUGCAAUCACCAUGGACACCAGCCUGAACCUCAUCCAGGAAUCCAUGGAGAAGGAGAAGAAGAUCCGAGAGCUCUCUCUCUCCCACGAGUCCAACAUGCAGAAGAUGGAGACAGAGCUGAGCUCCACGAGACUGCACCUGGACUCAGUCAAACAAGAGUUGGCUAACGCACAGCUGGAACUGGACGACACCAAAGCCAAGUCAGCCACCACCCUGCUGGCCACGGAGGACGAGAUUCUGCAGCUCAGAGCAGAGCUGCGUGCUGCGUGUGAUCAGGCUGAGCUGUAUAAGAGGAAGCUGGAGCUGCUGGAGGACUAUGAGAGGCAGGUGCGCCUGCUGAGGGAGGAGGUGUCGUACCUGACGGCGGAGAAGGCCCUGCUGCAGGACAGGCUGGUGCGGAGCCGGUCCCCGAGCCCCCUGCUGCGACGCAGCCGCUCCUCCAGCCCUGCCCUGCGUGGCGAAUCACCCACCCGCGCCCAGCUCACCAGCUCCUCCCGCCACGCCCGCCUGGUGUCCCGUUUCAGCGACCUGUAUGCCAUGGAGCGGCUGGAGGCCGAGGCCCUGCUGCGUCGCUACGUCGACGACACCGAGACCGCGCAGAGGAUCAUCUUCAUCUCCAUCAUGGAGUCCUUCCAGGCAGCCAAGCUGGCCUUUCGGCAGUUUAAACUGCGCGUGAGGAAGACUCUGUCCCCGUCCCACGUGGGGCCUGAGACCCUGGAGGACGCCGUGAUCGACUACAUCGUCAGAAACCUGGAUCUGUAUGAUGUGCAGGCCAGCGUCAACGAGGUGAUAAACUCCAUGAAUGUAAACCCCAAGAUCUCCUUCCCGGCGGAGGUGGAUUUCGUUCUGCUCAGCAGCUUCAUCAGGGAGGCGUGCCGAGUGGCCUUUGCCAUGCAGACGCUGGACCCGCCCCUUGACCUGGCCUUCAGCAGCGACGGAGAGCUGUACAGUGACAGCAAGUACCGGCGCAGUUAUGACUCAGAGUUCACUGCCCCGCUGGUGGCCUACCACGUGUGGCCAGCGCUGAUGGAGGGGGACACUGUCCUCGUGAAGGGGGAGGCCGUCACCAGGAGGGGCGCUCUGUGGAGGAGCAGAAGCAGGAGCAGCAGCCCUGUGCGCUCUCGAUCUGGCAGCCCCUCCCGCACUCUAGGCUCCAGCCGUAGUCGCAGUCCGUCUCCAGGACGCCUAUCAGCCAGCCGGCUGUAA
Messenger RNA from Megalops cyprinoides (Indo-Pacific tarpon), 1476 nucleotides. It is a transcript of the gene spata18, whose product is annotated as spermatogenesis associated 18. Bases 1 to 1476 code for a protein of 491 amino acids. Gene Ontology annotation, cellular component: mitochondrial outer membrane. NCBI's taxonomy places the organism in Eukaryota, Metazoa, Chordata, Actinopteri, Elopiformes, Megalopidae. Gene Ontology annotation, biological process: mitophagy by internal vacuole formation; mitochondrial protein catabolic process. The record is from RefSeq and is a predicted model, not a curated record. The transcript has 12 exons.